Girardinichthys multiradiatus is the source of this 4132-nucleotide messenger RNA. RefSeq names its product L3MBTL histone methyl-lysine binding protein 1b (gene l3mbtl1b). The transcript has 22 exons. Gene Ontology annotation, cellular component: nucleus. Gene Ontology annotation, biological process: regulation of DNA-templated transcription. Gene Ontology annotation, molecular function: zinc ion binding; protein binding. The coding region runs from base 516 to 2969 and encodes 817 amino acids. The record is from RefSeq and is a predicted model, not a curated record. NCBI's taxonomy places the organism in Eukaryota, Metazoa, Chordata, Actinopteri, Cyprinodontiformes, Goodeidae.
UUACACACCAGUCUGAUGUGUGUUAGCACGCUGAUGAGAUACGUGUUUCCGUCUGCGGGGGACCAUGUCGUGACAAAUAAGCUGUUUAACGGUGGCGGAGUGUUGAAAACAGAGAUGAAAACGGUCGCUUUCACCAUAGAAGAACCAAACGCUCCCCGACGGUUAUAAUGGAGCCGCUGCGGUCCCUGUCUGCGCUCCAUUGAUACACACAGUCCUACUUCUUAUAGUGGGGGAAAGGAGGAGAUAUAGGGAGAUGGGGACAUACUUUUAACCCUUGUUCGAAAGCAACAGGGAAGCCCAAGCCCUACUAAAGCUUUUAGUACCCCACAAAACACACCCUAUCCGAGUUUUUGGGCGUGUUGUGAACGAACGCAGGCCUGCCGAUGGCGAACUGAACUUUUCCCGAGACCCAAACUUGUCAGGCAGCCGCAUCUUACGCGCAUGCGCAUCGUUCUUAUCCAGCUCUAAAUAAGAGUUAAAACAGAAACGAGGUAGGUCAUAACAGAAGAGUGGGAAUGACUGACACUCCACCCAGUGAUGGACCCUCCCAGGGAGCUGAGUUUGACAUGAUAAGUGCUCUGGACUGGAAGGAUGGUAUUGCCACACUGCCAGGCAGUGAUAUCAGGUUCCGCAUGACCGAGUUUGGGACUCUUGAGAUUGUCACAGACAUAGAGGUCAAAGGGCAGGUGGCAGAGCCUAAUCGUGAGACCUUGAACCCGGUGCAGUCCCACACUCCCACCCCUCCACCAGAAGUCCAAUCACAGGCUAGCACGGCCACAGCUCUGGUCAUUCAGAGCAAGCCAGGCUCAUCUCAAGCUAAAGAGGAGGACCCCAGCAUGGAGGUUGGCCCUAGGGUUAAAGCCAGUUCUGGUACUGACAUGGGUCCAAAUGGGGAGCUGUCAAGAUGUCGAGUCUGUGGUGGUCAUGUUUUCAGGCAUGCCCUUAUAGAGGAGAAAUACUGUAGCUCUUGUGUUCAGCCUUCCAGUGGCAGAUCUUCUCCGGCAGAAGCACGUGACAGUCAAGCAGUGGAAGGUGAGAGACUGGGGAAACGUGUCCGCAAAAAGAGAAAGAUCUACAUGGAUUCUGGUGAUGAAGAGGAGGACAAUCAAGAAGAACCAGAGGAAAAGGCCAAAGCUGCCAAAGGCAGGAGAGGAGCCAAAAUGGCCAAACUUGUGACUGCCACGGCCAACAAGAAGCGGGCAUGGAGCUGGCCAGCUUAUCUGGAGGAAGGACGAACUAUUGCUGCACCUGUGAAACUUUUCAAAGAGCACCAGUCGUUUCCUCAAAGCAGGAACAGUUUUAAGGUUGGAAUGAAGGUUGAAGGGCUUGAUCCAUCUCACCCAUCUCUCUUUUGUGUGCUCACUGUUGCAGAGAUCCAAGGUUAUAGAGUUAGACUCCACUUCGACGGUUACCCUGAAUGCUAUGACUUCUGGGCUAAUGCUGAUUCGUGGGACCUGAAACCAGCUGGGUGGUGUGAGAAGAAUGGACACAAGUUAUUACUGCCUAAAGGCUGUAAAGAAGGAGAGUUUAACUGGAGCAUGUAUGUGAAAAACUGCAGAGGCCAACUGGCUCCAAAACAUCUUUUUAAGAGCCUCAACACAUCUGUGACUCCAUCUGGGUUUAGAGCAGGGAUGAAACUGGAGGCAGCUGACAGAAAGAACCCUUCGCAGAUCUGUGUAGCAACAAUAGCUGCUGUUGUUGACAACCGCCUUCUUAUUCACUUUGACAACCUGGAUGACACACAUGAUUAUUGGUGUGAUGCCAGCAGUCCAUAUAUCCAUCCUGUUGGUUUCUGUGAAGAAGCUCAGUUGACUCUAACAACUCCACCUGAAUAUAAAAAUCCCAAGAAUUUCUCAUGGGAAAAGUACUUGGAGGAAACGGGAACACAAGCAGCUCCUGCUCGAGCUUUCAAACUGCGACCCCCUCAUGGCUUCCAGACUGGGAUGAAAGUGGAAGCAGUUGAUAAAAGGAACCCCAUGCUCAUUCGUGUAGCUACCAUAGUGGGCACAGAGGACCACCGUCUAAAGAUUCACUUUGAUGGCUGGAAUUUGGAUUAUGACUACUGGGUUGAGACAGACUGCCCAGAUCUGCACCCAGUUGGAUGGUGUCAGAAAACUGGACACCCAUUACAGCACCCCAACAGCACAAGUGAUGUAUUGCCGGCCCCAGGACAAGGCUGUCCUACCCCGGGAUGCAACGGGGUCGGACACAUAAGGGGACCUCGCUAUGGGACACACUACACCCAGGUGAGCUGCCCUUACUCUGAGAUAAACCUGAACAAGGAGGGUUUGUUGCCAGAUCGUCUCGGUGGAGAGCGGCCUCUUGUUCUUAGCGGGCCUCCACCACGGGGGCGACGUCCCGAAGCUCACCAGAGCAAUCCAACUCAGACCACAUCAGCACCGGCACAGACCGACGCACCUGUGGAUCCUCAAAGCAGGAAACCAGUGACUGGGGAAGCUGAGCAUUCAGAAUGCAACAACCAGUCAGAGCCACCGGGUGAAGCCAACGAGCAAAGCCACAAUGGAACGAGGCCUAAAAGGAUGGCUCCACUUCCCAAGUAUCUAAAAAUGCACUAUGUCAAGGAUGAGAUCAGCGAUGGAAAAUCUUCCCCAGAAACAAUCUCUCUCCAGCAAGCACUCCACGAGUCUGUAUUCUCCCCUGGCAUCUCUGCCUCUCCCGCGCACAGAGUGGCCCUUUGCUGGGACAAACACUGCCAGCUGCUGCCCGAGGUCCUGGGGCUGACUGCCAAGAGAGUGGCAACUUGGAGCACUGAGGAGGUGGCUGGUUUUGUCAAAGGACUUCCAGGAUGUAAAGAGCAGGCUGCUACUUUUAAAACUGAACAAAUAGAUGGCGAGGCCUUCCUGCUUCUUACCCAAGCAGACAUCGUUAAGAUCCUGUCCAUCAAGCUUGGACCUGCUUUAAAGAUCUACAACUCCAUCCUCAUGCUGAAGAGUGCCGACGAAGAGUGAGACCUGCCUGCAGGGGGAUUCUCUCCCUCCAUCCAGGUCCCUCAGUCUCGGCUAAGCCUUCGCUGAAGAUCAGACUUCUGAUAAAAAAAUAAUUCAUCCAGAACAAGGCCAAUUAGUUUUCCUCUGCAGUCGUGCAACUACAAGAGAGGAGAAGAGAAAGCCUUUGUCUGGAAGGUGUCCCAUCUCUCCCCUCUUUCUCUACAACGGCUAACUGGAGUAUUUUAAGACACCAUGAAGAUUUACUAACCUGAGUUGUGUUUGUUUACAGAAUCACAAAAACAUAGAGGCACCUUUAACAUUGUACAUUUUACAGAUUUGAUUUAUUGUCCUUGUUGUUGGAUUUCUUGUUUGUAAAGAAACGGUGCUCUGGCUCUGAGCUGGUAGAACAAGUGUUUUUUUUUUUGUUUUUUUUGUUUGUUUUAAAAAGCUGCAAAAUACAAUCGUAAAAUGGUGAGAAGAUUUUGAAAUGUGAAACCCAGUGGAGCAGAGGCACUUCAGCUUUUCUCCUGUAAAUUGGAGAGAGACGACUGUUCAGCAGGCUCAAAGAGCAUGAGUGUUUAAGUUGGAGUUGGCAGGAGUUAGGAUUCAAUAGGCACGCUUAAAACUGUGUCUUUGUUUGUGUGCAGAUAUGAUUAAGUGUGUUUGAGAAAUGGAGAUGUAUAUUGCCACUGUCCUGCGUUCAACGGGUUAUUUUUUGGGACGAGCUGCAAGGGCUGACUCUGUAAAUCAAAGAACUUUCCCAUCUCCAAAGUUGGAUUCAAUGCUGAACCAGCUGUUUUUUGUUUGUUUUUGUUGCAACACAUGAAUUUGAAUGUUAGACAACUUUAAGUUGUUUUGAUAUCCACCUUAUUGUUCCUGCUCCAAAUAAGCUCUGACUUUGAGUGUAAAUACAACUCAAAUAAGAAACCUCCCUCUCUACCUGAGUUUAGUCCUGCUCUGUUAUGCAAAGACUAAUAAUCUGUCUAGUUUAAUGGGAAGAGGACAGCCUUGGCUGGCAUCUUUGUAAAUAUGCGUGUACCGCAGCAAGUUGGAUCUGUACAUCAGUAACUGUUGAUAUGCAAACAGCUUUUAUUUAUGUUUUGUAAAUUAUGGGAUAAUGGUACGCUGCUCUGCCUCCUCUUAUGGAACGUGUGGAUGGGAGACAAUAAAUGAGAUGUACACUG